Messenger RNA from Penicillium crustosum, 396 nucleotides. RefSeq lists its product as uncharacterized. Lineage: Eukaryota; Fungi; Ascomycota; Eurotiomycetes; Eurotiales; Aspergillaceae. Bases 1 to 396 code for a protein of 131 amino acids. The transcript has a single exon. The record is from RefSeq and is a predicted model, not a curated record.
AUGUCCUUCGCUCCGCCACCACAGGAUCCGAAUGCCCAUCUAUAUGACCAGCAGGUCUAUGGGGCUGCCCAAGCCCAGUCGCCACCUCAGUAUCAGGCUGGGACGACGGCGCCGGUAGGCGGGUUCUCAAACUACUCGUAUGACCAGACUCAGGUGCAGCAGCAGCAGCAAAAACAACAGCAACAGCAACAGCAACACCAGCGCGCUGGUUCUGAAUACGAUAUCCACAGCCAGCUGUAUAGACCCACUGAAGUGGAGGCUAGCUCUCACUACCAGAAAUAUGCACAGAAGGCCAUGAAGAAUCCUGGACAGCGGCCAAGGAAAUUGGAGGAUAGAGCAGAGCGGUUGGAAGGUGGUAUGAAUAGGUUCCUGAAGAAGCUUGAGAGGAAACUUUGA